GCUAUAAUGUAACAAUUUAGGUGCUACAGUGUAGAAAGUGUCCGCGAUUGAGCGCAUCUUCCCGCCGUUGAGCCCUCAUUUCCUCUCGCCGCGGAUGUACAGGAGACCACGCUCGGACAUUAAAUGACAUUUGUAACGGAGACGCCGCCAGAGGGGACUGGACUGAAUCAUAACACAUUCAUAUGAGGCUGAUGUACAAUCCCAGUGAGGAGACUACAGUCCUCAGGAGCCACACAGCACCUCCCCUUCACCUCCACCUCCACCACCAUCUCCUCUUCUUUUCUCUAGGGGCAUGCCUUCUGAACCCAGACUCAGCAGUAGUAGGGAGAUGCUGACAGGACAGAGGCUCUGUCAGUCAAAGUCCCACCAGGACUCGGUCCUCUCUGCCCUCAACCAGCAGAGGAAGGAUGGCUUGCUGUGUGACGUCACCCUGGUCGCCGGUGAGCAGAAGUUCCACGCCCACAAAGCCGUCCUGGCAGCAUGCAGCGAUUACUUCAGGGCUAUGUUCAGCUUGUGCAUGGUGGAGAGUGAGGCAGACGAAGUGACUCUGCAAGGAGUGACCAGCGUAGGACUGAAGCACGCUUUGGACUUUGCCUACACUGGACAGAUCCUGCUGGAGCCAGCGGUGAUCCAGGACGUCCUGUCCGCAGGCAGCCACCUUCAGCUGCUGGAGCUGCUCAGCCUCUGCUCCCACUACCUCAUCCAGGAACUGAGCAGUGUUAACUACCUGGAGCUGUACCGCGUGGCUGACCUGUUCCACCUCCCCGCCUUAGAGGAGGCCGUGGUGGGCUUCCUGGUGGAGCAUCUGUCUGAGCUGAGCCAGAGCAGGCAGGAAGAGGCUCUGCAACUGCCCUACCGCCUCCUCAGGGAGGUGCUGAAGAGCGACCGCCUCACCUCUCUGAGCGAGGAGGAGAUAUGGAAGUUGGUCGUUCUGUGGCUGGAACACGACUGCCGUUACCAGUACGCUGACGAUCUACUGCAACACGUCCGCUAUGGCCUGAUGGACGUCCCCACACUGCACCAGCUUGCCCGUAGCCACUCUCUGGUUAAGUCCAGCCCUACUGCUGCUGCCCUUGUGGAGGAAGCCCUGGACUACCACCAUGCCACCUUCGCACAGCCCCUCCGCCAGUCGGCCCGCACCAGGCCUCGCUUCCAGUCUCUCACCCUCUACAUAGUUGGCGGGCGGAAGCGGGAGGUGAGCAGGGUCAGGGAGUUGCGCUACUUCAACCCGGCUGCACAGGAGCAUGUACGCGUCGCGGGGGGGUCGAACUGGAGCGAGCUGGUGCCCAUGCCCACUGGGCGCAGUCACCAUUGUGUGGCCGUAAUGGGGAACUUCCUAUUUGUUGUGGGUGGGGAGGUGGAGCAUGCCACCGGGAGGACAUGUGCUGUAAGGACUGCUUGUCGAUACGACUCCAGGGCAAACGGUUGGACUGAGAUCGCUCCCAUGAAGGCCUGCAGAGAACAUUUUGUCCUGGGUGUGCUGGGUCAGUACCUGUACGCAGUGGGGGGCAGGAACGAGCUGAGGCAGGUGCUGCCCUCUGUGGAGCGCUACUGUCCCAAGAGGAACAAAUGGAUGUUUGUCCAACCCUUCGACCGCUCACUGUCCUGCCAUGCUGGCUGUGUGGCUGACAACCUGCUCUGGGUCUCAGGUGGGGUGACAAACACAGCUCAGUACCAGAAUCGACUGAUGGUGUAUGACCCAGAACAGGACCAGUGGUUGGCCCGCAGUCCCAUGUUGCAGAGGCGAGUUUACCACGUGAUGGCGGCGGUGAGGAAGCAGCUCUACGUGCUAGGUGGGAACGACCUGGACUACAACAACGACCGCAUCCUGGUGCGCCACAUCGACUCCUACAACAUGGACGUGGACCAGUGGACACGCUGCUCCUUCAGCCUCCUCACCGGUCAAAAUGAGUCCGGAGUAGCCGUCCAUGAUGACAGGAUCUAUGUGGUUGGAGGAUACUCGAUUUGGACCAACGAGCCUCUGGCAUGCAUUCAGGUGCUGGAUGUGAGCACAGAGGGGAAGGAGGAGGUUUUCUACGGGCCAACACUGCCAUUUGCCUCCAAUGGGAUAGCAACCUGUUUCCUCCCUGCUCCUUACUUCACCUGCCCAAACCUACAGACUCUACAAGUGCCCCAUCACAGGAUAGGUGCGGUUUAAACCACUGAUGAACAAAACAUGAACCCAUAACCACAGAAUGGAGGAGCCUCAACUCAACUCUGGACCGUCAGUAUUUGCAAGUGUGGCUGUCAAAAAAUGGUACCUGAUCAUAGUAAUCAUUCUGGAACCUGCCAUCUCUGUCACACCAGUCUACAGGGAUUUCUUUGAGACCCAAAUGUAAUAACAUUACUUCCCUGAGCUACAAUAGCCAUGUUAUUCCACAAGCUUCUAGGAAACUCAAAAAAACAAGCAGCUGUCACAAUAAUACAGGUGUCUGUUGUAUUUCCCCAAAGACUGAGAAACUAUUCAUGAUGUCCAGUGAAGCAAGUUAAGAAAAAAUUAACUCCGGAGGGAUUAUAAUUCCCUAAAAAGACAGGAACAAAAUGCCAGUCCCAUUACCAAAAAGUGACUUGUGGGAAGCGGACAUUACUGAAUUGCUGAAUUGUCCACAAAGAAACUGUCCUCUUUGUAACCCAUUAUAGGGCUGUAGGAGCUUUUAUAACUAAAAUCACUGUAUAACAUUUCCAUCAAACUCUCUAUAGUCACUUUGGUGGCCUGAAAAGCAUGCAGGUUUGCAGUUUCUCAAGAUAUACUGUAGAGGACAAAGCCCGUUUUCUCAUUGACCUGCGUGUCUUUUGAAAUUACAGAUUGGGUUGACAAAUGUCAAGAGCCUGAAGCUCAAGCUCAUUAGUGCAUAAAUAACCACGUCAUUUUGUAAUCCAAAUAAGUAAAAAAAAAAAAAAAAAAAAAAUUAACAGUGACACACUACUGUAUGUGUGUAUGUUAUCGACCUGUGUGUGAGAUUGCUCAGGACCUAAGACUGUUUAUGUUUAAAUGAAUGUCUGCCAUCAUUCAGAGAAUAUCUUAUUCAAUGUUCUCCAAAGAAAUGUGUAUAUUAUAAAAAACCACUUCAUUGUGCUGAUUUUCAAAAACAAAAUCUACUUUGACCAAAAGAAAGAAAAUGUCUCUCUGCCCUUCCCUCUUCUGUCCAAAAAUAACAUGUGUCUGAAAGAAUAUAUGGCACAUUUUCAGAAUAAAGAAGCUAUAUGAAUCCA
Molecule: messenger RNA, 3213 nt
Organism: Sander lucioperca (pikeperch)
Lineage: Eukaryota; Metazoa; Chordata; Actinopteri; Perciformes; Percidae
Gene: klhl32
Product: kelch-like family member 32
Exons: 11
Coding region: 293-2158 (621 amino acids)
Molecular function (GO): protein binding
Source: RefSeq, a predicted model, not a curated record